Messenger RNA from Cucumis melo (muskmelon), 738 nucleotides. RefSeq names its product histone H2AX-like. Lineage: Eukaryota; Viridiplantae; Streptophyta; Magnoliopsida; Cucurbitales; Cucurbitaceae. Gene Ontology annotation, cellular component: nucleosome. The record is from RefSeq and is a predicted model, not a curated record. The transcript has 2 exons. The coding region runs from base 74 to 502 and encodes 142 amino acids. Gene Ontology annotation, molecular function: structural constituent of chromatin; DNA binding; protein heterodimerization activity.
CGUCGAAACAAAAAUUGCUAUUCUCUCCAUAACGACCAACGAAUCCCUUCCCAAUCUCAACCGGAAAGCAGAGAUGAGUUCUACUGAAGUUUCCACCAAGGGCGGCAGAGGCAGGAAAGCUUCCACCAAGUCUGUCUCCAGGUCUCACAAGGCUGGUCUUCAGUUCCCUGUCGGCCGUAUCGCCAGGUACCUCAAGAAAGGCCGUUAUGCACAGCGUGUCGGCUCAGGCUCCCCGGUCUACCUCUCCGCCGUCCUUGAAUACCUUGCUGCUGAGGUUUUGGAGUUGGCGGGGAAUGCUGCGAGGGACAACAAGAAGAACAGAAUCAUUCCAAGACAUAUCCAGCUUGCGGUGAGGAACGAUGAGGAAUUGAGCAAGCUUUUGGGAUCGGUUACGAUUGCAAGCGGAGGAGUGAUGCCGAAGAUUCAUCAAUCUCUUUUGCCGAAGAAGGCCGGGAAUGCGAAAGACAAAGCUGAAAUCGGAUCGGCCUCUCAGGAAUUCUAGGUUAUAGUAGAAAUGGCCAUUGAUGAAUAGAAAAUCAAAUAGUUAUUUAGGUUAUGUUAGAUUUUGUCAUUAACUUCAAUGAAUGGGUUCAUUCUUCUUUUGGUUUGUAAAUUUUGCGAAACGAGUUUCACUUAGAUUUGUAUCUGUUAUCAUCGCCGUCGUUCAAAUUUUAUGUUAUUCAAUGUAAAUGCUGAUGAAGUUCAACAUUAAUGAAAUCGUAUGUAUUUAUUUGAAUU